Mycena citricolor is the source of this 1354-nucleotide messenger RNA. The record is from the annotation of a GenBank genome assembly. NCBI's taxonomy places the organism in Eukaryota, Fungi, Basidiomycota, Agaricomycetes, Agaricales, Mycenaceae.
AUGGGAUCGAACCAGCGCGCUGAGAUAGGCUGAGAUGUUCCUGAUUAAUAUCUGCACUGCCACUCUUCCUCUCCGCUCAUGUUCUUGGUUUUCUCUUCUCUCUUUCGCUGGCCGUUUCUUUCCCUCGGCUCUCACUUUAUCUUUAUCUUCUUCUUCUUCUCCAUCUUUCUUGCAUCUCUUGUCCCGACGACUCAUGCCGUACCGACGAACCACACGAUUGACGACGCCGACCCGGUAGUCGUUUACGACAACCAACUCGCGGGCGACCGCUCUGGCCUGGACGUUUUAUGUCCGUCGGAAGAUAAUACGGGCUCUGUAUGCCAUACUGCUGGUCAGGGCGGAUUCACGACGGCGACGGGGUACGACUGGUCGCAGCUUAUAAACGGGACGAUGAAGGUAAUAGAUGGGAAGAUCACGGUGCCUUUCGUCGGCGGCGCGGUGUACGUGUACUUUGGAAACCAAGAUGCGGUCUCGUGCAACAUCCUAAUCGACGGCAACCAAGUGGGCACGUACACGGGGAAUGCGAGCACUGCGGCACGGAGCGUGUUGGGGUAUCAGCAGGUGCUCACGACUGGUGGGCAACACACGCUAACGCUCGUCUCGGCGGGGUUGGACAGCCUGAUCAACUUCGAUGGGAUCGUGUUCACCCAGGGUCUGCAGAAACUAGCUUCAUCGAGCUCUUCCACUGCUACUCCGACGAGUGCGUCCCAGAUACCGACCCAUCGAACGUCGAACCCCGCAGCGUCAACUCCGACCCAAAGCAUCUCUCCAGCGCCGUUACAUCGGUCGAUUCUCGCACCUGUCCUUGGGGCUGUCGCAGGCAUACUAGUAAUCGCAGCCCUCGCUAUCGCCGUUUGCGUGGUCCGUCGACGCAGACGUCGCCGCCCAAUCAGGCGAAUAUCCAACAUCGAUCCAGAGCCCGCGUCCGCCUUCAACCCUUACCCGCUCAACCUUCCUUCCACCACUGCUGUGAGAGAGCCUGGCGGCCCGAGGGAGAAGCCCGCGCGGACUGCGGUGUUGACGAAUCCCAGUGCGAGGGCGGCCGUGGCCGCGGCUGCUCCCGACACCGCGACGGUUUCGAUGCCAGCGCCCCCCACUGGUGAUUCUGAUUUGGCCGUCAGGCUAGCUGAUGUCGAGGCUCGGUUCCGGGCGCUCGAGCAAUCGGUUCAAAGGCGAGACACGAUGCAUGCGCCUCCACCGGCGUACCAGUAAUUUGUGCUCCAUAUCUCAAAAUCUGUUGUACCAUGUACUCACCAGCAUGUAUCCUCAUCAUAGUCAGCACUCACUCUCCGAGUGCAGUUUCCUCUGACAUGUGCGGGCUUAAUUUUUCCAUAUCCUGGACAUGUUGCUGUGG